Messenger RNA from Phoenix dactylifera (date palm), 3453 nucleotides. The record is from RefSeq and is a predicted model, not a curated record. NCBI's taxonomy places the organism in Eukaryota, Viridiplantae, Streptophyta, Magnoliopsida, Arecales, Arecaceae.
AAGCAGGAGAAGGGCCCGAUAAUUUUCAUUGACAUGCCCUCAAAUUUCCCUGGCUAUCUAGAAUCUCAGGUUCUUUCAAAUAGCAUUGCUGCAUACCCGGCUUUCUGACAGACAGACAAGUUUCGCCAUAGGUUAUACCAGGAUACUGUAUGCGCGGGUUUUUUGCUGCCCUGUGUUUGAUAACGGAACAUUGCAAAUCUCUUCACACAGUGAUAUUGCAGCAUGGAACAUGAAAAAUCUCUGCUCAAAUUAUCCUAACAAUUCUGUCUUAGAAUUGCUUCUUGUUUUCAGAAUGUUGCUGACCUAGUUUUUGCCUACUGAGCCCGCAAUGCAGGUGUCGAUCAGAUGCUUGAGGCACCUCCCAUUAAGUUUGGUGGCACCAACUAUUAUGAUACUCGCAGCGUCAAGGGUCAACAUACUGCAAGAAAUCUGUGUGCUCUCUCACAUUGAAUGUUCACUCUUAUAUUGCUCUGCUAUGUGACUUUCUGGAGGUUUACCCGAUCAGGACUUGGCAAAGCACACCUUGAAAUCCCUUCCAGAGAAACUCAUUUCAACCAAAAUUUUACAAUGAGAAAUGGAGCUCCUAUCCUUGUGUCUUGGUUCCGACUAUGGCUGAAUUUUUAUUCGAGGAGGUCAAAUCAUCAAUUUCAAAUCCUCCUCUCUCUCUCUCUCUCUCUCUGUGACAAGAAGACUAAUAAUGGUUGAGGCCCACAUUAGCCACCAUCAUUUAUUAGAAAAAUUGAAGAGAAAAAGUGUACAUCAUCAAGAAUUACAUAAUAGAGGAAACAAGAUUUUGCAAGAAUAUACAGGAUUAGGUAUGAAAAACUCUCAGUGCUGAUCGUAUAAGGUUUCAAAAAGAAGGCUGCUUCAUCUUGGGUAAAGGCCAAAAAGAGUCUCAGAAGAGUAGCAUCUGUUGCAGUCAAACUACAGCAUGUGUAGUGAUCCCAUGGGUAAUCACGAGCCUGCAAAGAUCUCCAUCGUAGUCUCCAGACAGCAGCUGAGUAUAAUCCCCAACAGUGAUCGAAGGAAGGAGUCUGCCAGCGCUGUAAGCCUCAAAAAGAAGUUGCAAGAUAGAAAACAGCCGGCUGGUUAGAGGCAGCAAAGCAUUUAAUCUUCUCCCAGAGCUUACAGAAACUUGGAAGUUCCAUCUGCCCACAUAGCAAGAAACUUUUUGUCCUUGACGGAAUUGUUUCUUAACAGAACUUUUGGAUAAAACAAAACAAUCGCCAAAGAAGUGCUAGUUGCAGUAAAUUGACUUGCAGGAAAUCUACGUAUCGUCCAAACAGUUGUGGAGGUGGAGGAGACGACCGACGGCGGCCGCCUGUGGUGAGGCAGAGAGAGGAAUGCGGAGAGCAAGUAGAAGCUAUUCAGGCCUCGCUGCAUUGCUAUGCUUUCAGCCCUGUUCGUGCAGCAGCUUGUUUCAUGUAUGCAUGCUUUCACGCUGGAGGGAAGAGGAAGUACCGAAAUAUGCUCACCAGAACUCGAUAUCUGGGCUGUUUCCGGUACCGCUUCGAAUUCCAAUCCCUUCGGGUUUAUAGCUCGGAAUCAAAGCCGCCAGCCCCAAGGCGUGACAUAUUUUGGCGGAACAAUGCCAUCAAUAGCUGCUUCAGGAGCGGCCAGGUGGAGAGAGCAUGCCAAUUGUUCGAGGAAAUGCCGCAUAAGAAUCUGGUUACGUGGAAUUGCAUGAUCUCUGGCUUUGUCAAGAAUUAUAGGAUGUCGGAGGCACAGAGGAUUUUCGACGUGAUGCCCAGAAAGAAUGCCGUGUCAUGGUCGGUGCUGCUGACAGGGUAUGCGAGAUGUGGGAGAGUAGAAGAAGCUCGGGAUUUGUUUAACAGAAUUCCGGGAAGGAAUGUUGUCUGCUGGAAUUCGAUGAUCUCGGGUUACAUAAAUAAUGGAAAAAUUGGGAAAGCACGGGAGCUGUUUGAUGAGAUGCCAGGGAGGAACAGCGUCUCGUGGUCGAUCAUGAUUUCGGGGUAUCUCAAGAACAGACUCGUGGCUGAAGCUCGGGGUUUGUUCGACCUUUCGUCUUUGCGCUCAACUUCUCUCUACAAUGCUCUAAUGUCGGGUUAUGUCGAAUUGGGAUGUUUCAGAGAUGCAGAGAAUUUAUUCAAUCAGAUGACUCAGAAAGAUGUCAUAACAUGGAAUACUAUGAUAACAUGCUAUUCACGAACGGGCAGGAUGGAACUUGCUAGGUGCCUAUUCGACGAGAUGCCCGAGAAGGAUAUCAUUUCUUGGACUGCGAUGAUUCAUGGUUAUUUGCAGAAUGGAUAUGUUGAAGCUGCAUGGAAACUAUUUAAGGAGAUGCCUAAUCGUGACAUCGUGACAUGGAACACGAUGAUGGGUGGCUACAUCCGGAAUGGAAUGCUGGAGGAUGCUUUAAGAUUGUUCAGCGAGAUGCCCGAGACGGAUGUUGUUUCAUGGAAUACAAUUUUACAAGGUUAUGUUCAGCAGGAUGAUAUGGUUGGAGCACAUACUUGGUUUGAGAAGAUGCCACAAGUAAGUGAAACCUCAUGGAACACGCUUAUAUCCGGACACCGAAGUGAAGAAGCUUUGGUUUUGUUUUGCAGGAUGGUCAAAGAAGGAUUCAGGCCUGACCAAGGGACGCUCAGUGUCGUCAUUUCGGUCUGUGGCUCUCUUGUUGCUCUUGGAUGGGGAAGAAUGGUGCACCUCUAUGCAAUUAGAGCUGGUUAUGAGCAUGACACAUUGGUCAUGAGCUCAUUAAUUUCCAUGUAUUCUAGAUGUGGCUUGAUUCAUGAUGCUGUCCAAGUAUUUGAAUGCCUGCUGAAGCGGGAUACGAUUACGUGGAAUGCCAUGCUUGCAGCAUAUGCUUACCAUGGGUCUUCAAUUGAAGCUUUCAAACUUUUUGAGAAAAUGAUCCAAGGUGGAUUUAAUCCAGACCAUGCGACAUUUUUGAGCCUCUUGUUAGCUUGUGCUCAUAAAGGUUUGGUUGAUGAAGGAUGGUGGUAUUUUAAGUCUAUGCAAGAGGAUUGGAAGCUGGUUCCAAAACCUGAACACUACUCCUGCAUGGUUGAUCUCCUUGGCAGAUUAGGUUUUAUUAGUCAGGCCUAUGAAUUCGCCAAUAAAAUGCCGGUAGACAUACGGACAACUGCUUGGGAAACUUUAUUAAGUGCAUGUAGAGUUCACGGGAACUUGGAAUUUGGAGAACUUGCAGCAAAAAGAGUUUUACAUGCUCAACCUCCUGAUGGAGGAAUGUAUACUCUUUUGUCAAAUAUUUAUGCCACAGAAGGAAUGUGGGAGAAUGCAGCAAGUAUUAGAGCAUUGAUGAAAGACCGUGGGGUGAAGAAAGAGACUGGAUGUAGUUGGAUUGAGGUGAAGGGGGAAAUGUUCUCAUUUGUAUCAAAUCAUAAAUCAAAUCCUCUGAUGGAGGAGAUAUGCCAAGAAUUAGAUAAUCUUUCGAUUAUAAUAGAGGGGAUUAGCUGAUUUUUCUUUUAA